UUCACUGAACCGUCGCGAGGAGACGUUUCCGCCCACAAGAAAGAUGGCGGCUCCCUUGCUGGAGAGUCUGUCGGAGUCCUUAGGUUCCCCGGAGCCAGCGGUUCGACUCAUUUUGUCUAUUUUAAUAGGUUAUCCCUGUGCUCUGGUGUAUCGGCGGUUCUUGUUCUACCAGCCUGCAACAGUUAUUCACUUGUUUGACGCGUUCUCUGGACUGGCUCUAGCAGCAUUCAACUUUGGCUCUCAGAUCUAUCACUCUGCAGUAUGCAUCCUUGUCCAGUUCCUGAUGCUGAGGCUCAUGGGAAGGACGGUAACAACUGUCCUGAGCAGCUUUACCUUUCAAAUGUUAUACCUGCUGGCAGGAUAUUACUACACAGCGACAGAGGAGUAUGACAUCAAAUGGACUAUGCCUCAUUGUGUCCUCACACUCAAACUAGUCGGUUUGUCAUUUGAUUACUAUGACGGCGGGAAGGAACCAUCUCAGCUGAGCAAAGAACAGAAGAAUGCAGCCCUGUCAUCUGUGCCCUCUCUGCUCGAAGUGUACGGCUUUUCCUACUUCUAUGGCGGCUUCCUGGUGGGGCCCCAGUUUACAAUGCGAAGCUACCAGAGGCUGGUGGCAAGGGAGCUCACCGACUGCCCUGGACAGCCUCCGAACAGUGGUAUACCGGCUCUGAAGAGGUUUGCUCUAGGUUUUCUCUGCCUGGUGACAUAUGCAAUAUUUAGUCCCUAUUACCCAGACAGCUACUACUUAACAGAUGAGUAUGAGGCUCAGCCCUUCUGGUAUCGCUGUGUGUUUAUCCUGCUGUGGGCUAAAAUCAUUUUGUAUAAAUACGUGAGCUGCUGGGUUAUAGCGGAGGGUGUAUGUAUAUUAGCUGGACUAGGCUACAAUGGUGUAGUAGAUGGAAAGCACCAGUGGGACGCUUGUGCCAAUAUGAAGGUGUGGCUCUUUGAAACCACGCCGCUUUUUGGAGGAACCAUUUCUUCUUUCAAUAUCAACACAAACGCUUGGGCUGCCAGACAUGUCUUCAAGCGGUUGAAGUUCCUGGGCAACAAGACCCUCUCUCAUGUAACCACACUGUUCUUUCUGACGAUUUGGCAUGGACUUCACUCCGGAUACAUCCUGUGCUUCUCCAUGGAGUUCUUCAUCAUCACUGUAGAGAGACAGGCUCUGGCACUAGUGAGGGACAGUCCCUUGCUGACGAAGCUGGCCAACAGCGCGCUCUACCCUCUCAUCUAUGUAGUCCAGCAGUUUAUCCACUGGCUCUUCAUGGGCUACCCCCUUGUGCCAUUCUGCCUCUUCACCUAUGACAAAUGGCUCAAGGUGUAUUCGUCCGUCUAUUUCUGUGGACACGUAUUCUUCCUCGUAGCCUUUUUAAUCAUGCCAUACCUCCGUAAGGUGCUGGUGCCUAAGAAAGAACGGAGCCAGAUGAAGCAGGAUUAGAACUUGGUACAAAAACUUGGCAUGGUCCAUCUAAGGCUAAAUAUCCAGUGAAGGGAACUGUGACUUUCAAGGAGCAGAAUGGAAAAUAUUUUAAGGCCUUUAGUAAAAUAUAUAUCUAUGUGUGUAUAUAUAUAUCAUAUGAUAUAUAUGAUAUAUAUGUCCAUGUAAAAAUAAAUUUCUAUAUAUUUUUGUGUUUUAAAUGGAAGCGUGUUUUUAUAAACAUUUGGAGAAAUGUUUACAGGAAAUGACCAUCGUGCCACAUGAGGUAAUUGUGAGCCAAUCAGGGGCGCUUUCCUGUUUGUUUUUUCUUUUUCUUUUUUCAAAGGAAUGUGGGACUUGUACAACUUGAGAGACUUACACGCUGUCGACACAGAAUUGCACUCACCAGUCACGGGUUCAGAGUCUGUCAUUGGCUCCAAUGUGUUUUGUUGUUGUUUUUUUUUCUUUUCUUUUCUCUGUCUUAUGUCUAGCACCCACAUUUAGCAGCAGCAGCAGCGAGUCUUCACAGGAGGUUUAAGCACAGGCCCAAUGUAUGUGGCACUCUCUUAAUGUAAUAAUAAAAAUGUAUACAGCUUUCUGCAAAAGACAGAUAAUAAUGAUGAUGAUAAUGAUAAUAAUAAGGAGGGUUGUUUCUUGAACAUGGCUGCCAGUGGUUAUACAAGCACUGUAAAUCACACACUAACCCCCAAUUCAAAAUGGCCUUGAAUUAAUGAAUGUUUUUACAGUGCAUUUGUUUUGGUUUUAAUUUGAUUUGUGAUGAAAAAAAAAAGACUUGAUUUUAUAGAGUUUUAACAGCUUUUAUGAAAAAGAUUUUGUAGUUUUGGAUAAGAUUUCAUGAAAAUUUGCAUUGUUCUCCUGCCUUUCCUUGUUUGAUGUUGCUGUAUUUUUUUUCCCUCCCUUCUUGCUGUGCAUCCUCCCUCUGCUCAGUCGACACGGCUCCUCCGUCGGCCUUGAUUCGAGCUCGGCCCUCGGCUCUGAAAUACUCAGAUGUGAAAGUGAAACAUUUCAGAAGGGGACUUGCACACUGCCUAACCAUACAUUCACCACGGUUAAUGAUUCUGUUUAGGCCCAUAUAAACUCUGAUCUCCAUGAAUAUGCUGUGUGUAAAAUGUAGAAUUGUCUCAUUUUGAACUGGAAGCAAAACAAACACAACCAAAUUGAGGGGAAGAAAUCCAAGUUUGUGUCUCCACCUAUGGCCUGUUCUUCUGUUUCUAACAUCAGGUGGUGAUUAAAAAGAGUGUGAAGUAGAAGCAUCCACCCAAUGUGGGAAUGCCUCCUUCUUUAAUUUGAUCUUUUUUUUGGGGGGGAUGACUGGAUCGUCUGAUCCAUGGCGUGCUGGAGGAAGGCCCAGCACUGCUGCUGCUGCCACCCCUCUCGCUGAUGCUGACACACAGAGCGGACGAACCUCACUGUAGCAACAGCCCAGAUUUUAGUAAUAUUUAUACAUGACAUGGAGAUUAUUAAUUGAUGUGAACUGCUAUUUCAAGAGACUACUUUUUUGCCUUAUUCCUACCAAAUGUACAAAGGACAAAAAAACUUGG
Molecule: messenger RNA, 2979 nt
Organism: Chelmon rostratus (copperband butterflyfish)
Lineage: Eukaryota; Metazoa; Chordata; Actinopteri; Chaetodontiformes; Chaetodontidae
Gene: lpcat3
Product: lysophosphatidylcholine acyltransferase 3
Exons: 13
Coding region: 44-1438 (464 amino acids)
Biological process (GO): lipid modification; phosphatidylcholine biosynthetic process
Cellular component (GO): membrane
Molecular function (GO): lysophospholipid acyltransferase activity; 1-acylglycerophosphocholine O-acyltransferase activity
Source: RefSeq, a predicted model, not a curated record